UACACGUACUUCAUAUAGAAAAUUGUUAGUUGUUUAUUGUCAACUCUACUUUUAAGUUCUCUUUUAUUUUGUAACUUUAUAUCUGCCCAAGGAACUCCGUUGAAUCCUCGGAGCCAGAAACAGUGAAAUCUACAAAAUAUGACAAAACCGCAGCAGUAUCUGGCUGCUGCAGAGGAUGUGGCCGAUCAGGUGAUCAGAAGUGGCAGAAAAGUGAUACCAAAGGUGGGGAAGAUUUGCCUUAUUGCCAGCUUCCUGGAGGAUGGCAUCAGGAUGCUCUCGCAGUGGGACGAGCAACGUGAGUAUGUGGACGAGACUUGGUUAUGUGGGAAGUUUCUGGGCACCAUGUUCGUCCUGAUCAAUAUGCUGGGACAGCUGGUUGGCUGCUGGAUGGUGAUCUCUCGCCGAAAGCCCAACAUUGCCGUGGGAUUGCUCCUCUCGAUUGUCCUGCUUCAGAUAGUGACUUACUCCAUUUUGUGGAACUUGAAAAUCCUGUCGCUUAAGCUGGGACUCAUUGGUGCCCUGAUCCUUGUCCUGGCCGAGGGUCAAGUUGAGGAGCAACGCCUCAGCCUAUUUGCCGGUUUGCCAUCCUUGGGCGAGAAUAGACCCAAGGUCUAUAUGCAGCUAAUUGGUCGCAUCCUGUUGGCCUUAAUGUUCCUCGGCCUGAUCCGGUUCCAGUUGAGGACAUGGCCAAUGAUUCAGGAUAUUUUCGCUAUCAUGCUAAUGAUAUUCGUUGUCCUGGGCUACAAGACCAAGUUGUCGGCCCUCAUUCUGGUGGCAUUGCUCUUCGUGCUGAAUCUGUAUCACAAUGCCUGGUGGAAUAUACCGGAUUAUCGGCCACUUCGGGACUUUUUGAAAUAUAGCUUUUUUCAAACCCUUACGGUUAUUGGCGGACUAUUGAUGAUUGUAUCCUUGGGCCCUGGCAGCGUUUCCAUCGAUGCAAGGAAGAAGAUGUGGUAGAAAUUAGAUGUUUUCUUGUACCAAAAAAAUUAUUGUACUGAAGAG
Messenger RNA from Drosophila serrata, 1002 nucleotides. RefSeq names its product surfeit locus protein 4 homolog pseudogene. NCBI's taxonomy places the organism in Eukaryota, Metazoa, Arthropoda, Insecta, Diptera, Drosophilidae. The record is from RefSeq and is a predicted model, not a curated record.